This is a messenger RNA of Alosa sapidissima (American shad), 2809 nucleotides long. RefSeq names its product ankyrin repeat and EF-hand domain containing 1b (gene ankef1b). Gene Ontology annotation, molecular function: calcium ion binding; protein binding. The transcript is spliced from 10 exons. The coding region runs from base 277 to 2634 and encodes 785 amino acids. The record is from RefSeq and is a predicted model, not a curated record. Lineage: Eukaryota; Metazoa; Chordata; Actinopteri; Clupeiformes; Clupeidae.
AUACAUGAAACAUGAGAAACCACACUCUCAGCAAUAAUAUUGCUGUGCUUGCUCUGCAGUAUUCGCUCUACAUUUCAUUAAUCUGCAAUCAUGAUACUCAGCCGAAUGAGAUCCCUAUAAUACUCUUUCAUCUUUCAUCUAAGUGGCUAGUAUUCGGAGUAAACCGAGGUAGGCCUCAUUGCUUUAUGGAUAUUGUCUGUAAUUUCUUCAAGAUAACACACUGCUGGAGAAAGGUUGAAAGGCUUGUCUCCUGCCCCACCCCAGCCAGGGUGAAGUAUGGUUCCGGGGGUCCAGAGGGUGCUGAAGAGCUCAGUGGCCCAUAGCCGGCUGGAGGUGCUGCAGGUCUACAAGCUGCUGCAGUGGGUGCGUCAGGGCGACACUGCACAGAUCGAGAAGAUGGUGCGCAUGGGCGUGCCCAACCUCAUCAACAUGGCAGAGCCGGCCGAGGGACGCGGAGCGCUGCACCUGGCCGCCGUGGCUAACGACACCGACAUGGUGGAGUUCCUGCUGUCGCUGGCUGCCCACCCCAACAUCCAGGACAAGAAGGGGAGGACGCCCGUCAUGCUGGCGGCUGAGCUGGGACAUGAUACCGUGAUCAGUCUGCUGGCCAAGAACCACGCCAACAUGGUGUUGACCGACGCCGAGGGCCAAGGUGUGCUGUUCUACUGCAUCUCCCCCACCAAGCGCCACAUGCGCUGCCUGCAGACGGUCCUCAGUGGCAAGGCCAACGUCAACAACGUCUCGGCCUCGGGGAAGCAUGUGUUCGUGCUGGCCUGUGAGCACGCUCAGGACUGCGAGAACAUGUGCAUCAGCAUCCUCGAGAGAGGAGCCAAUCAGAACGCAACCGAUGAGGCCACCGGGCUCUCAGCACUGAUGGAGGCGUCCAGGGCAGGAGCCAUCGAGUUAGUGAGGGCCAUCCUAUGCAGGGGAGCCAACCCCAACAUGCUGGACAAGAAGAAGAUGAACGCUGCCCAUUUCGCAGCUGAGGGAGGCUACUUGGAUAUUCUGCAGCUCCUGUCUGCAUGCUCUGCUAAUUUCGCUGCGGCUGCAGUGGAUGGGAACACACCUCUGCAUUUGGCUGCUGCAGGUGGCUUUGCAGAGUGCUGUCGCUUCCUCUGUCAGCGUGGCGCCAACCCCAAACUGAAGAAUGAGGAGGGUCUAGUCCCAAAGCAGAUGGCCAAAGAUAAGGCUGCGGUGAAGGAACUCAAGAAGGCUGAGCGACUCUUCACAAAGCUGUCCAAGCCUGGCACCGUGAACCCAAACGAGCUGUGGGCCCUGACUCUGCACGAUUGGUCCUUCGAGCAUGAGGCUGCCCUACGCACCAGCUUCGAGGCUGCUGAGAACGCGGAGGAUUCCGUGGUCACCGUCACCAAGGCUAACUUCCUGUCUGUCCUGCGCGAACAUCACGCGCCGGUUGAUGACGAACAGCUGCAGAAGAUUGUGGUGGGUCACGAUUCAAAGCGGGAGGGUCUGAUUGACCUGGACGAGUUCUUCAAAGGUCUGAAGUACCUGCAGAAGCCGUACGUGCUGUCCUCAUACGGACCCAAGAAGAAGAAGAAGGGCGGGGCUAAGGGUGGGAAGGGCAAGAGGAAGUUCACUCUGCCCAUGCCCAUCUGCGUCCUGCCCGAGGAGCAGGUCAGCAGGCGCGACAGCACUGCACCGCCCGACUACAUGAUCAAGAGCUACCAGCAGUUCACCGACACCAAGCGCUUCGACCGCGACAACCCUCCCAGCCACCCCAUCGAGGACGACUCGGCGUGGUACAUCGACGAGCCGGAGCAGAUCUACGUCAACAUCAACUACUGUGUAAAGAUCGGCGACCUAGAGUCCCUCAGCCUGGCCUUUAGUCGGAACGUGCCAGUCGACAUCCAGGACCGCUACUACAAGACGCCACUCAUGAUCGCAUGCAGCAGUGGUAACUAUGGGGUGGCCAGAUACCUCGUCAGCCUCGGGGCCAAUGUGAACGCCUGCGAUCAGUUCAACUGGACUCCUCUCCACCACGCCUGCCGCGCCGGACAGGUGAACAUCAUCGACCUGCUCGUCCAAUCAGGCGCGGUGAUCGAGGCGACAGCCAUGAAUGGCUCCACCCCCCUGAUCAGAGCCAUAGAGAGCUGCAGGCCCAGCUGUGUGGAUUACCUCAUCAAGGCCGGGGCAAAGGUCACCGCCGAGAACAAGAAAGAGCAAACUUGUAUUGAUAUCGCCCGGUCCUAUGGGGAUCCCAGAAUAGUGGACUUGAUCCAGGAUAAACUGGACACGAUGCCCAAGCCCAAAGACAAGGGGAAAGGGAAGGGUGGUGGGAAGCCUGCUGCCAAAGCCAAACCGGCCCCUGCUGCUAAAGAAAAGCUAGAUGCGGACACGUCGACGUCCCUGGAGGUGGUGGUGAAGAAGGAGACCCGGAGGGACAGCAUCAUAACGCUCAACGCGCGCAUCGCUAGUGGAGCCGUCAAGCAGCUGGACAUCAGCUUCACGCCGAGGACUGUGUGGGGAAAGCAGCUCACCACUGACCAGCUGAUUGAGAGAAAGGAGGAUCGUCGCGAGCAGCUCUCUUACGAGGUGGACUUCGAGGACUUUCUCAUGCCUUUCAACAAGAACAUCGUCACCAAGGCACAAGAGUUGGGCGGCUCCGACAACUGACCACAGACCCUCUCUGAGACCGUCCAUCAUCUGACCAUCAGCCUCUCCUCAUUUCACCACACAGCAUGUUAAGCUAUGAAUGUUUGAACACAUAUGUCAAGUCUGUUCCUUUUGCUCUUCUGCUGGAUAAAACUGUGCCAAACCCUGUUAUGUGGAAUAAACUCAGCUCCGGAAA